AUGUCGUCACCGGAGCGUGGCCGUGGCUGGAAUGUGCCGCCGGGUGACAACCAACCUCGUCACUGCCUCCGAUUCCGUCCCCGCAUCUCGAUCCAUCUGUCCGCCUACAUUUUACGUGUUUACCGCGUCCCACGCUGGGUACGUAGGUACCUACGAUGUGCCGCUUCGCGUGUUGCAGGGGUGACUCCUGGUCAGUUGGUAGUGUCCGUUGAGAUUGACAGUCUCAGAGGAAGCAGCACUACUGGCAGCCUUGAUGCUUCAAUCGCAUCGCCGACUGUGUUCGCCCGCCCCGGGGCUUGCGGCUCGAGAGACGCCCAUGUCGUGGACUCGCCGACGAUAGCUUGUCGGGUUUGCUUUUGCUUUGGCCGCCCCAGUGGCCGGACGAGCGAGCAGACUCUUGCACAUGUCUUUCAAAAAGACCAACGCGAAGCUCUCCAAGCUGCCGCCACAAUGACGUAG
This is a messenger RNA of Purpureocillium lilacinum, 459 nucleotides long. Lineage: Eukaryota; Fungi; Ascomycota; Sordariomycetes; Hypocreales; Ophiocordycipitaceae. The record is from RefSeq and is a predicted model, not a curated record.